Propithecus coquereli (Coquerel's sifaka) is the source of this 876-nucleotide messenger RNA. RefSeq names its product potassium channel, two pore domain subfamily K, member 16 (gene KCNK16). Gene Ontology annotation, biological process: stabilization of membrane potential; potassium ion transmembrane transport. Lineage: Eukaryota; Metazoa; Chordata; Mammalia; Primates; Indriidae. The record is from RefSeq and is a predicted model, not a curated record. Gene Ontology annotation, cellular component: membrane. Gene Ontology annotation, molecular function: potassium ion leak channel activity.
AUGCCCAGGGCUAGGCUCUGAGGCUGCUGGGGUGGCCGGGCGCUGCCCCUGCCACUGGCCUACAUCUGCUACCUGCUCCUCAGCGCCACCGUCUUCCAGCUGCUGGAGAAGCAGGCGGAGGCCCAGUCCAGGUAUAAGUUUUAGUUUGAGAAGCUGCGCUUCCUAGAGAACUACACCUGCCUGGCCCAGGCCCUGGAGCAGUUUGUGCAGGUCAUCAAGGAAGCCUGGGUGAAAGGUGUGAACCCCAAAGGCAACUCCACCAACCGCAACUGGGACUUCGGCAGCAGUUUCUUCUUUGCAGGCACCGUCGUCACCACCAUAGGAUAUGGCAACCUGGCGUCCAGCAUGGAGGCAGGUCAGGUCUUCUGUGUCUUCUAUGCCCUGGCGGGCAUCCCACUCAAUGUGGUCUUCCUCAACCACCUGGGCACAGGGCUGCGUGCCCACCUGGCCAUGCUUGAGAGGUGGGAGGACCAGCCCAGGCGCUCCCAGCUCCUGCAGGUCCUGGGCCUGGCUCUGUUCCUGGUCGUGGAGACACUGGUCAUCCUCAUCUUCCCACCCUUGGUCUUCAGCCACGUGGAGGGCUGGAGCUUCAGCGGGGGCUUCUACUUUGCUUUCAUCACGCUCAGCACCAUUGGCUUCAGGGACUAUGUUGUCGGCACGGACCCCAGCAAGCAUUACAUCUUGGUGUACUUGAGCCUGGCAGCCAUCUGGAUCCUCCUGGGCCUGGUGUGGCUGGCGCUACUCCCACUGGGGCCACCGCUUCUGCACAGGUGCUCCCAGCUCUGGCUGCUCACUAGGGGCCUUGGCCCCAAGGACGGGGCUGUCCCUGACCCCGAUGGGCUCCCCAGACCUCAGACAAUCCCCAUCUCUGCAUGA